AUUAUUCUGCCUUCUGUCCCUUCCGCUCAGACACCUCGACCGCCCAAGCACCUUCAAUACAAUUUUCGAGUCAUCCACUAGACCAAGCAGAAACACUGCUUCCUAACAACUCGAGAUGCCAAAGGUGAAACGCGAACGGUUUGUCUGCGCGCCGGACGACGAGGUUGCGCAAGCCAUGGGUUUUGCCAGCCACGCCAAGGUGCCGCUUCACGCGUUGUGGAGGCCAUUUGGGCGCACUGGAGCUCAGGCGAACGUGAGCAAGACUGCAUCCAACGUGACCGGCAAUGCCAAUUGCUUUCCUCGACUGACCGACGCCGAUCUGAAACCCGGAUUUGACCUGUACGAAGAUCCCGAGCACCCGCCUCAAACAUUGAAAGAGUUCAAGACAGACAGUGAUCGCCGCGAUGUCGGUCCCAAAGCAAACACCAUCUAUGUCGUCGGCGUAGGCGAGGCAGAGUCGUCGGUGCCCGUCGCCGCCAUCGCACAGUACGUCGAGGCUUUCUACCAUGGCAUCAAAGUGACUGUGCUGCCAAUGCUGCCGCUGCGAUCAUGGAACGACGUCGAAGAUGAGCCAAAGCGCAAAGCCACGACCAAAGGCAAGGGCAAGUCGGGCUCCUUGAGCCCGCUCGGCGUGGAGGUCAGCGGCUCGCUGGUUCGCGUGCGAGCUCGUGCCAGCCCUGACGGCGUGGGAGUGCGCCAAGUCAAUCUCAACGACAUGAUUGACGGCUUGCUGGCUCGGAUGGAGACGCUCAAGAACGCGUACGCCAUUCUGGGCGUCACUUCGGAAGACUUGUUCGAAGGCAACGACGACCUGUUCACCAUGGGCCGGUCGUACGGUGGCAGUGGCGUGGCACUGAUUAGUUUGGCGCGCGACAACCCCGCGCUGGACGAUGUGGCGGGCGACCCUGCUGCUCGAGAAUGGAGUUUUGCUGGGCCUGUCUCGAACACACCUUCUGCUACCAGUAGUCCAGCUUCGAACACGAACAGCAUCUGGCUCUACCGUGCGUGCUGCACAGCCGUUCACGAACUGGGCCACUGCCUGGGCAUGGACCAUUGCAUAUACUUUCAUUGCUUCAUGCAAGGAUCCGCGUCGUUGCUGGAGGCACGCUCUCAGCCGCCUUAUCCAUGUCCGCUCGAGCUGGUCAAGAUGAGCGCGGCACUCAAAUGGGCACCCGAGCAUCUGCGGCAGAGGGAAGAAGCCCUGCGUGCGGUGCUUGCAUCGCUGUCAUUUUCCCGCGCACCAGGCGCAAUCUCCCAUCUGGCCUGGCUCACGGCUCGGCGCCAAGAGCAAGAAGCGAAAGAGAAGGAAGUUGUCGAACUUGUUUGAGUUGCACAGCCAACGUCCUACCACGCUUGCCCUUGCCGCUCUGACUGCAUGUGUAUGUGUGCUGACUGAAUGCUGGGUCAUUGAUAAUGUAUCUCCUCAUGUGCAUCGCUUUUGUCCAAAUCCACAGUGUCGGUGCAUUCCGACCAAAAUCGCAA
Molecule: messenger RNA, 1482 nt
Organism: Capsaspora owczarzaki ATCC 30864
Lineage: Eukaryota; Filasterea; Ministeriida; Capsasporidae
Exons: 1
Coding region: 116-1327 (403 amino acids)
Biological process (GO): proteolysis
Molecular function (GO): metallopeptidase activity
Source: RefSeq, a predicted model, not a curated record